CCAAUGGGCUUCCAGGAUGGGCGAGACAGACACAUAACGGACCAUCAGAUCCCUCUCCGUCUGCUGCAGUUAACGGACACGUCUGUUGAUUACUAUGUGAAUUAUCAUCAGAAACGGUAGGAUUUUUAGUCUGUGCCGUACAGGGGAAACGACGAUGCCGGCCACCGAUGUAGAAACACACUGAAUCAGUGAGAUGUCUCUGGCUCAGAGGGUUUUGUUGACCUGGGUCUUCACCCUGGUCUUCCUCAUCAUGCUGGUACUGAAACUGGACGGAAAGGUGCAGUGGAACUGGUUCCUCAUCUUCCUCCCGGUGUGGGUGUUCGAUGGCAUCCUCAUCCUCAUGCUCGCCAUCAAGAUGGCAGGCCGUUGCAAGCCCGGCUACGACCCACGCAACGGCUCCCCGGACCUGCGUCUGCGCGCCUGGUACCUGACGGCCAUGCUGCUGAAGCUGGGCUUCUGCCUGACGCUGUGCGCCAAGCUGGAGAAGCUGGCGGACGUGAAGCUGACGUUUGUGUGCAUACCACUGUGGACCAUGUUGCUGGGGGCGCUGGUGGAGCUGGGGCUGAAUAUCUUUCCUGAGAGGAGAGAGGCCUAAGUGGGAUGACUCAUUACACCAACAAAAAAAAAAUAGAUUUGUGGUUGUAUGACCAAGAUUUUGUGGAAUUGGAGCAUUUUGUUUUGGCCUGAUUAUGUUUCCAGAGAGGACUGAGACUCAAGAAGGAAUCAAAUCAUCAUUUAAGAUAUUAGAAUUAAUCUUAAAAAUAAGAUUUCCAUUAAUUUAAAAUGUUAAAAUGGCUCUUUACAAAGAAAAAAAAAUGCCAGAAGGGGAUCAAAUGUAAAUGUAAAAGACUACUGUGAAAGCUUACACUGGAAGAAACAUUAACAUCCUCUAAUGUUUAUUUUCACUGUAUAUAAGCUAGCACACCUCGUAAAGAAACGUACGUCACACAGGGAGGAACUGAACAGUAUUUAAUUUUCACAUUAACUAUCACUCUUGGUACCAAAUCAUGGAGUGUACAUUUUUUGUCACAUAUGCUUUAGAUAUUGUAUGGCUGUAUUCAAGCACAAACACCUUUUCUUUCUUUCCAUUCCUGAGCUGCGGAGACUCGUUAAGCCAAAUAUUAUUUUACAAGUUAUAAAUGAACUCGCGAGGUGUUCGUGACAACAGCUCGGUUUGGCUGCAAUCACGUAAGGAAAUUGGAUAAUUUAGGAAAUAGUUGGAACAACUUGUGAUUUUUCCACAGGCUGCCCUCUCUGCUCCGUACAAGGUCUCUUUUGUACCAUGUAAAUCAUCAUGUGCCCCGUGAAAAAAAUCAGUAAGCUGUUAUUACUGCGGGUGCAACGUCCAAGGUCGCUGGGAAGAACACCUUUUAGAUGUAUCAUGACAAAAAGAUCACGUUCCCACUGUGUAUUAAGUUGAAUUAUUAGGGUUUAAAACGUGAAUCAGAAUACUUUCCAUCUGCAGUUUUCUAGUGUUGCGUCAUCAGUGUUUCAUAUUUUACGGUACGGCUGACACUGUGCAUGAUUUGUUUUGUGCCAUUUGUAUAUUAUUAGUAUUUCAAAUAUAUUAUUUGCAUUAUUUUGCACUAUGUCGAAAAGGAUUAGGUGUUUUGAGAUCGAAAGUAUUUGAUAAUUAAUGCACGUCUUGUAAAAAAUAAAUGGAUCCUGUACAUUGAAA
This is a messenger RNA of Sebastes umbrosus (honeycomb rockfish), 1678 nucleotides long. RefSeq names its product transmembrane protein 60-like. The transcript is spliced from 3 exons. The coding region runs from base 194 to 595 and encodes 133 amino acids. The record is from RefSeq and is a predicted model, not a curated record. Lineage: Eukaryota; Metazoa; Chordata; Actinopteri; Perciformes; Sebastidae.